ACACGGGCGCGCUCAGUUUGUCUCUCAGUUCGUUCCGUACAUCGUAUCCAAACAAGCAUGGCGGCAUGAGACUCCUGUCAUCUCUGUUUUGAUUGUUAAAAUACAUAUUAAUUAGUAUUUCUGAAGAAAAUAGCAUCGAAAGUUUUCCUCGACGUAAUUAACAUCAACAUUACGAAACAGACCACAAUGCCGUCCGCCUGUGAUUCAAUGAUUGACGACAUUGAGGACAUGGUGUCUGCGGACGACCCCACGCCUCAGGAUAGACAGAACGCUCGGAAGAGUAUAAUCCCAAGAGCCAGGAAAAGGAAAGACCAGCUCGUCCCCGAGGAACUCCAAGCAGACAGCCUCAUCCCCGGGACCCAGAAGAUCUGGAUGCGGACAUGGGGCUGCAGCCACAACAACUCAGACGGGGAGUACAUGGCGGGGCAGUUGGCUGCCAGCGGCUACAAGAUGACCGACGACCCUUCAGAAGCUGACCUGUGGCUCCUGAACAGCUGCACUGUAAAGAACCCUGCGGAGGACCACUUCAGGAAUUCUAUCAAGAAAGCCCAGGAUCAGCAGAAGAAGGUGGUGCUGGCAGGCUGCGUUCCUCAGGCCCAGCCUCGCAUGGACUACCUCAAAGGACUCAGCAUCAUCGGGGUUCAACAAAUUGAUCGCGUGGUGGAAGUGGUAGACGAGGCCGUUAAAGGUCACUCAGUGCGUCUGUUAGGCCAGAAGAAGGAUGGGGGGAAGAGGCUGGGGGGAGCCAGACUGGACCUGCCCAAGAUCCGAAAGAACCCGCUCAUAGAAAUCAUCUCCAUCAACACAGGGUGUCUGAACGCGUGCACCUACUGCAAGACCAAGCACGCCCGAGGGGAUCUGGCCAGCUACCCCGUGGAGGAGCUGGUGGAGAGGGCCCGGCAGUCCUUCCAGGAGGGGGUGUGUGAGAUCUGGCUGACCAGCGAGGACACCGGGGCGUACGGGCGGGACAUCGGCACCGACCUGCCCUCCCUGCUCUGGAGGCUGGUGGAGGAGAUCCCUGAAGGAGCCAUGCUGAGGCUGGGCAUGACCAACCCCCCCUACAUCCUGGAGCACCUGGAGGAGAUGGCGAAGGUGCUGAACCACCCACGGGUCUACGCCUUCCUGCACGUGCCCGUCCAGUCGGCGUCAGACAGCGUGCUGAUGGACAUGAAGCGGGAGUACUGUGCCGCCGACUUCAGGACCGUGGUGGACUUCCUGAAGGAAAGGGUUCCCGGGAUAACCAUCGCCACGGACAUCAUCUGCGGCUUCCCGGGCGAGACGGAGGCGGACUUCCAGGAGACGGUGGAGCUGGUCCGGCAGUACCGCUUCCCCAGCCUCUUCAUCAACCAGUUCUACCCCCGGCCCGGCACCCCCGCCGCCAAGAUGGAGCAGGUCCCCGCCCACGUGAAAAAGCAAAGGACUAAGGAGCUGUCUCAACUCUUCCACUCCUACAACCCGUACGACCAUAAGAUUGGGGAGAGGAGGGAGGGACAUUACUGGUAA
This is a messenger RNA of Gadus chalcogrammus (walleye pollock), 1503 nucleotides long. RefSeq names its product CDK5 regulatory subunit associated protein 1-like 1 (gene cdkal1). The record is from RefSeq and is a predicted model, not a curated record. NCBI's taxonomy places the organism in Eukaryota, Metazoa, Chordata, Actinopteri, Gadiformes, Gadidae. Gene Ontology annotation, biological process: tRNA methylthiolation. Gene Ontology annotation, cellular component: endoplasmic reticulum. Gene Ontology annotation, molecular function: tRNA (N(6)-L-threonylcarbamoyladenosine(37)-C(2))-methylthiotransferase activity; 4 iron, 4 sulfur cluster binding. The transcript has 13 exons. The coding region runs from base 187 to 1503 and encodes 438 amino acids.